CUGUUUUCCGAUUGGUCGCCACGCUUGUCUGUGUAGUUUCGUACGGUGAUUAUUUGCACAUUUACCCAUCUCUCCGUUUUUAUUGGCGAACACUCCUGUCCAUCCUUCACGACCCUAGAAUCGCCUCCUUUCAGCGAGUCCGGUGUAGGGCGGUUGCACCCUCAGGGGCGAGGCAGGCGGUCUUUACGGAGCCUCGCUUUCCGCCAUCUCUCUCAGGCACCUGGGACCAUGCUGCGAGCCUGUCAGCGUGCGGGAAGCACAGCGGCCCAGAAUUGCCUGUGUGGUAAAAGUUCACUCCGUCCAUUACGUGUGUGUCGUGGAUAUGCUACAUCUGCAGAAUCUGGUGUUUCUGCUGGAAAAAUCAUUGGGGGCACUGUCUUGUUCGUUGGUGGAGGAGUAGGUGGAACCAUCUUGUAUGCUAACUAUGAUCCACGCUUCCGAGACAAUGUAGAGAAGACCAUCCCUUAUUCCAAUAAACUCUUUGAAGUGAUACUGGGUGAUCCUCCUUACAGUAUUCCAGCACCAAAGAAACCCUUACAGCCAGGUCCAUUAAAAAUAUCCUCUGUAGCUGAGGUAAUGAAGGAAUCAAAACAGCCUCCUGUCAAAUCUCCAAAGAGUAAAACUGAAGUAACUUCAGCUGCUUCUGAUGAAAAAGAAGCAAAUUCAGAAGUGGCACAGAUAAUCUCUGCAACAGGUGAAGCUUUGUCGGUUCCAGCUCCAGGAAUGCAGGAGGAGGAACAAGGCAAAAGUCACGUGCAUCCUGUAGGAAAACACAAGCCUCCAGACCAAGGUGGAGAAUGCAACUGUGAGGAUUCUGUUGCCAUAAAAGAGAGGCCACCUGAGGAAGUUGCAGCUCGUCUUGCAAAGCAAGAUAAAGAUGAACAAGAGAGGAUUUCAGCACUUGCAGCCAACUUGGAAAGUGCUCUGAGCAGCACUGCUCGUGUAACUCUGCAAGCAAUCACACUCCAGGAGGCUGCUGUGCAUGCUGUGAAUGCUCACGCUCAGAGACUAAAAGAGGCCAUGGAUCAUUCUGAGAUUUCAAGUGACAAAAAGGCAACUCAGUGGCGAACACUGGAGGAAGCUCUGAAGGAUCGCAGGAAAGCUGUGGAUGAAGCUGCAGAUGCCCUUUUAAAAGCCAAAGAAAAACUGGAAAAAAUGAAAGGAGUGAUUGAUAAUGCCAAGAAGUCUAUGAUUGCUGGGGCCAAACCACAUAUUCUGGCUGCAGAAGAGAACCUUCAUCAUAUGAUAGUUGACCUGGACAGUGUGGUUAAAAAGGUGCAAGCUGCCCAGUCAGAGGCUAAAAUAGUAGCUCAGUAUCAUGAGCUUGUAGCUACAGCAAGAGAGGCAUUUCAGAAAGAGCUGGACAGUGUUACUCCAGAAGUUCAUCCUGGAUGGAAGGGGCUAAAGAUAAGUGAUUUAGCUGGCCAGCUAACAACAGAUGACUUGAACUCCCUCAUUGCACAUGCUCACCGACGUAUUGAUCAACUUAAUAAGGAGCUGGCGGAUCAAAGAGUCCGAGAACAGGAACAUGUUGAGGCGGCUCUGGAAAAGCAGAAACUGGAAGACAAAACUGCUUUUGAGUUGGCAGUGGCAAAAGCACUAGAACGUCACAAGAGUGAAAUCCAGAUUGAGCAGGAGAAGAAGGUUGAAGAAGUCCAAGCAGUUAUGGAAAGUGAAAUGAGGACUCAGCUCCGCCGGCAGGCUGCUGCUCACACAGAUCACCUGAGAGAUGUCCUCAAGAUCCAGGAGCAAGAACUCAAACUGCAGUUUGACCAGGACUUGUCGGAAAAACUCAGUGAACAAGAAAUACAGUAUAAACGCCUUACUCAGGAGCAGUUGGACAACUUCACUCUGGACAUCAACACAGCCUAUGCUAGGCUGAGGGGAAUUGAGCAGGCAGUUGAGAGUCAUGCAGUUGCUGAGGAAGAAGCCAGGAAGGCUCAUCAGUUAUGGCUUUCAGUAGAAGCCCUAAAGCAAAGCAUGAAAACUGCUUCUGGAGGCAGUCCCACUGAGCCUCUGGAAGGGGCAGUAGAAGCCAUCCAAGCCAGCUGUUCUGACAAUGCCUUCACUCAGGCCUUAACAGCUGCACUCCCCCCAGCAUCGCUCAAACGGGGGGUGUACACAGAAGAGGCCCUGAGGGCACGCUUCCACACAGUCCAAAAACUAGCUAAGAGGGUGGCCUUGAUAGAUGAAACCAGAAACAGCUUGUAUCAGUAUUUUCUGUCUUACCUGCAGUCCUUUCUCUUGAUGCACCCUCAACAGCUAAAGCCACCUUCUGAGCUUCACCCUGAAGACCUGGACACAUUUAAACUGCUCUCUUAUGCAUCAUAUUGCAUUGAACAUGGAGACCUGGAGCUGGCAGCAAAAUUUGUCAAUCAGCUGAAAGGGGAAUCUAGGAGAGUGGCACAGGACUGGCUGAAUGAGGCUCGAAUGACCCUAGAGACAAAGCAAGUGGUGGAUAUCCUGACUGCCUAUGCCAGUGCGGUUGGCUUGGGAACAACUCAGGUGGACUGACAUAGGUCAGAUGGGCAAGACUGUGUCUUUGGAACCAGUCAAAUACAAAAUUGGUAGCGAUGCUGGGAAGAGAAUCGGAGGCUAGAUCUGAAAGUUUUCCAAACUAUACCAGGGUCUUGGUGUCGUUGGAGAAAAGGGGUUGUCUCCUUGUGUUCUUCUAAAUCUUACCACCUGUUGCAUUUGUAAUUUUUUUUCAGUCACUUAUCAUGUCUGGAAUGCUUUUUUGCAACUUGCAUAAAAUCUUAAGUUUCCAGGUAUUACUGACUGGGCUUGUGAUCCAACCAAAAUAAUGUUUAUAACCUCUAUUACUGAUUUGCCAUUUGGUUCAAUUAAAUAAAAGGUGAUGAUAAUAAAAACUGA
This is a messenger RNA of Hemicordylus capensis (graceful crag lizard), 2874 nucleotides long. It is a transcript of the gene IMMT, whose product is annotated as inner membrane mitochondrial protein. The record is from RefSeq and is a predicted model, not a curated record. Lineage: Eukaryota; Metazoa; Chordata; Lepidosauria; Squamata; Cordylidae. Gene Ontology annotation, cellular component: MICOS complex. Bases 229 to 2514 code for a protein of 761 amino acids. The transcript has 15 exons. Gene Ontology annotation, biological process: cristae formation.